ACCUCUUAUUUUAGUCUCGGGAAGGCUGUGCUCCCGGGUCAUUCCGAUCGGGACGGUUCUGUGUUGUAGCGAGUAGGAUUUCAGGACCUGAAUCAGAAUGUGGUGCCCUGUCCUCCUGUGCCUCCUCUCAGCCCUGUCAGUCAGCUGGGCAAGACCACGCCUCCAUCCACUGUCCCAUGAAAUGGUCAACUAUAUCAACAAAGCCAACACUACAUGGAAGGCUGGACACAACUUCCACAAUGUGGACUACAGCUACGUGAAACGGCUGUGUGGAACUCUUCUGAACGGCCCCAAGCUCCCUGUCAUGGUACAGUAUGCUGGAGAUGUAAAGUUGCCCAAGAACUUUGAUGCCAGGAAGCAGUGGCCUGAAUGCCCUACCCUACAGGAGAUUCGAGACCAGGGUUCCUGUGGUUCUUGUUGGGCUUUUGGCGCAGCAGAGGCCAUCUCUGACCGAUUGUGCAUCCACAAUAAUGGUAAAGUCAGCGUGGAGAUCUCUGCCGAGGACCUACUGACGUGCUGCUCAGACUGCGGCAUGGGGUGCAAUGGCGGCUACCCCUCUGCUGCCUGGCAGUUCUGGACCGAAGAGGGCCUGGUGUCUGGAGGGCUGUACGACUCUCACAUCGGCUGCCGCCCCUACUCCAUCCCCCCCUGUGAGCACCAUGUGAAUGGCUCCCGCCCUCCCUGCACUGGAGAGGGGGGAGACACUCCCAAGUGCACGCAGCAGUGUGAGGCUGGCUAUAGCCCUUCCUACAACCAAGACAAACACUAUGGUAAGCGGUCGUACAAUGUGCCAUCUGAGCAGGAGCAGAUCAUGACUGAGCUUUUCAAGAAUGGCCCAGUAGAGGCUGCCUUCACAGUCUACGAGGACUUUCUCUCGUACAAGACAGGUGUAUAUCAGCAUGUGACAGGAGCAGCUCUGGGUGGCCAUGCCAUCAAGCUUCUUGGCUGGGGGGAGGAGAACGGCACUCCCUACUGGCUGGCUGCUAACUCCUGGAACACCGACUGGGGUGACAACGGGUUCUUCAAAAUCCUCAGAGGAGAAGACCACUGUGGCAUAGAAUCUGAGGUUGUUGCUGGAAUCCCCCGCAGUUAAAGGCAGCACCCCUUUGCCUGUGGCCCACUUCCAGCCAUGCUGAUUGGAACAGGACAUAACUGACUGCACUCCCAACUGACCAUAGGCUUUUGUAUUUAGUCUAUGUGCAGAUUCAUUACUGCUGCUGGAUGAUGUGUAGAUAUCCCUUUAUACUAGACUUUUAAUUUUUUGGAAAUUUAAAGGGUUUUAAUGUUUAUAUGUGGUUUUUAGGCUACAGAAUUGUUUUAUUCACUAUAGAGAAUGAAAGUGAAAUGGGCCCUUUGCCCUGCAAUGGACCUAGGAGCUGCUGUAGCCUAAAAUGCUUUUAUUUCAAUUUUUUAAAUAAUUAAAAGGCUUUGGGUCUACCUGGAUGUUGGGCCUAAGGUUGGAAUUUUGUUAAACUGUUAAUUUUUUUUAUUGUUGCUUGACUUCUAAUAAAUAUGGAAUUUUGUUUUGGAA
This is a messenger RNA of Scleropages formosus (Asian bonytongue), 1531 nucleotides long. Its product is annotated as cathepsin B. NCBI's taxonomy places the organism in Eukaryota, Metazoa, Chordata, Actinopteri, Osteoglossiformes, Osteoglossidae. The transcript has 10 exons. The record is from RefSeq and is a predicted model, not a curated record. Gene Ontology annotation, biological process: proteolysis; regulation of catalytic activity. The coding region runs from base 98 to 1093 and encodes 331 amino acids. Gene Ontology annotation, molecular function: cysteine-type endopeptidase activity.